CCGAUUUGCGACUGCCUGCUUCAAUGUCUGUCAUGUCUAUUUUCAAUUAAUUUUCCACUAAAGAAGGUAAUUAAGUUAAGUUAUUCAAUACGCAAAUAUUAAAGAUAGCGCACUAUUUUACUAAGCCUUGUGACAAAGAAAAUAUAAUCUACGUAAUAGACGUAAACGGAAUCACAAAAUAUUGAUUGUUGCCUAUCCAAUGAGAUGACAAAUAAUGUCAAGUGUGUUUUAAUUUAUCAAUAAAAACUUGCUGUUAAACCUAAACGGUGACAAAAACAAACGGAAUGAAUUUGGAUAACUCUUCAAGAGAAAAUUCCGAAGCAUUAGAUUCCAUCGGUACAGUGAGCCCUCGGGAGAAGUGUCACGGCAUGAGGGAGAAAAAGUUAUCGACGGCGUCACUCACGAACACCGAGGGGGCGCGGCCGAAGGUGGUGACUGUGAAACAUCCCGAGUCCAACAAGCCCAAGCCCACCGCCAAGAAGAACAAGCCCAUACAAGCCGAUCUCGAUGUUAUCAAAGAGUUCGUGCGAUGCCGAGAAGAGGGGGUGCGCAGACUCGAUCUCAGUAAGUCCUCUAUCACAUCUCUGCCUCCAAAUGUCCGCGACCUGACUCACCUGGUCGAGUUCUAUUUAUAUGGAAAUAAGCUGGUGGCCCUACCAGCAGAGUUUGGAUGUUUAACUAACCUUCAAACGUUAGCAUUAAACGAGAACUCGCUGACCAGCCUUCCAGAUUCCCUCGCUAAUUUACGAUGUUUGAAGGUUUUAGACUUACGUCAUAACAAACUCAGUGACAUACCUGAAGUUGUGUAUAAACUUACUUCACUUACUACAUUGUUCUUACGUUUCAACAGAAUCAGAGUGGUUUGUGAUGGCAUAGCCAACCUAACAAAUCUUACUAUGUUGAGUUUAAGAGAAAAUAAAAUUAAGGAGCUAAGUUCCGGUGUUGGAAAACUUGUUAAUCUGGUCACCUUUGAUGUGUCCCACAAUCAUCUGGAGCACCUGCCCCAGGAAAUUGGGAAUUGUGUAAACUUGUCCACUCUAGACCUACAACACAAUGAUCUCCUAGAUAUACCUGAAACUAUUGGAAACCUCCAGUCACUGACACGCUUGGGCUUGCGUUACAAUAGAUUGACGGCCAUACCGUCCACUCUAAGCAAUUGCAAACAUAUGGAUGAAUUUAAUGUAGAAGGUAAUUCCAUAUCUCAACUCCCUGAAGGCCUCCUUUCCUGCCUCAAUGAACUCACCAGUAUCACUCUAUCCCGUAACUCUUUCGCUAGUUACCCUGCCGGAGGACCUGCACAGUUCACUAAUGCUUUCUCUAUUAACUUGGAACACAAUCAAAUUGAUAAAAUCCCAUAUGGUAUAUUCACAAGGGCUAAGAAUUUAACAAAGCUUAAUAUGAAAGAAAAUUUAUUGACCUCGCUGCCACUGGAUGUUGGUACCUGGGCCAACAUGGUGGAGUUGAACCUGGGCACUAAUCAGUUAACAAAGUUACCUGAUGACAUACAAUGUCUUCAGAACUUGGAAGUGCUUAUACUCUCUAAUAACUUGCUAAAAAGAAUUCCCCCUAGUAUUGGGAGUCUUAGAAAACUGCGGGUUUUAGAUUUGGAGGAGAAUAAACUUGAAGUGUUGCCAACUGAAAUAGGAUUCCUCCAGGAUUUGCAAAAAUUAAUAGUACAAUCUAAUCAAUUGACAACCCUGCCUCGCUCACUUGGGCAUUUGACUAACCUGACGUCACUGAGUGUGGGGGAGAAUAAUUUACAGUAUUUACCAGAAGAAAUUGGCACUCUUGAGAACCUAGAGUCGCUAUAUUUAAAUGACAAUCCCAAUUUAUGCAAUCUGCCAUUUGAACUGGCUUUAUGUGUUAGUCUACAAAUCAUGAGUAUUGAGAACUGUCCAUUAACUGCCUUGCCCCCUGAGGUGGUUUCCUCUGGCCCGUCCCUUGUCAUCCAGUAUUUGAAGUCCCAGGGUCCCUAUAGGGCGAUGUGAUAUCAAGAUGAUUGUUUACCAGCCAGUGAGGGCACUUAAGCUUCACUUGUAUUUGAGGGGUAAACUUCCAGGCAAGUUCCAAGUAAAAAUGUAUACUCAAUAUCCUUUUUAUGGUUUGUAAAACAUGUUUUAUUGUAAUAAAAUAGCAAGAUUAUAUGUAGUAUUAACUGUUAGGAAUUUUCUAAUAACAAUAGGUAGAAGGAAAAUGAAAUUUAAUAUAAUUUCCUUGAUUAAAUAAUUCCAAUAUAAACUACCUAUGUAUGACUAAAUUGUUUCGAGCUUCCUUGAGAAUAACAAAUAGUUAUGUUAAGCAUUAGAUCUUCCCAAACUACUGUUUAUUAUUUUAAUAUGUGUAUUAAAGAUACAGUUAUACCUUUUUAAAUGAUGUUGAUCAAUGUAUAUAGAUAUUGUAAUUUUUAUUUAUAUGAUAAUUUUAAAAUGUUAUUUCUCUUAGCUAACAAUAAAAUAAAAUAUGUAUACUGUCAUUUAUGUAAUUGCAGAUGAUUUUUUUUGUUACAUUAUCAUUAUGUAAGCACAAUUAUUAGUUUCAAUCAAUUUAUAUAAGCAAAUGUCAAAAUAAUGAUUAUCAAUAUUAUCAUGCUGCAAACAUAUAAAAAUAAUCUUAUCUUUUUCUACACUUUUUGUGUAUAUGAAGUUGAAGUGUAUUUGUAGUAUUACAACAUCAUGAAUCAUGAUGUCAGCAUUUGCAAAUAGCUCAUGAAAGUAUGUUAAUGAUGUGAUGAGUCAUGCAUAAUUGUGAAGUUCUUAUUGAUCUUCCCUUAGUAAUAUGUUGUAACCAGCCGGAUCUCAACACUUUGUCAUGUGUAGAAUAAGUUUGUGAAAAUCAUUUUGUUUACUGAUAGAAGUACAUAAUAAGUGUCAUAGUAGAACUUGCAUAUGUUUGUAUAGCUGUCUUUGAUGUUAUUUCGAUAGUACUGUCUAUAUUUAACAAGCAUUUGAAUAUUUUGAAUUAGUUUAAUAUCCCUUGGUAUGAUAGUAGAUAGCAGGAAAUGAGCUUAAAUUUUUAUUUAAAUAUUAAAUUCAAGGAUGUAGGAAUUGUCACUCAUGCCCCUCCUUCUUAUUUUCAUUCCCAACUCCUCAGCUUAUAGCCCGAUUCACGCUUCUGAAACUAGGUACUCCAAAAUUUUUCAGCCUUACGUUUCUCCAGAUUCUUUAAGUAUACUAAGUUAGUUAAGGUAUUUAUUGAUUUUUUGUCACAAUUUAUUUGUUGUGAAGUUGUGUAAGUACUAUCAUAAAUGUUGAUAGGUGUGCUGUCCUAUUUUAUUGCAUUUAUUUUCGUAUUCAUUAUAGUUAAUUAAGUAAAUACUAUAGAUGAAUAUAGAUGUGUAUAUGACAUUUUGUUAAGAAUAAAUGUGUAAUUCAUAUGAUUUGUGUAAUUGUUGGAUGGGAUAUGUUCUAUUCUCACAUCACAAUGUUUUAUUUGCUAAUAAUCUUUAUCAGCUUUACUGGCUCUCUUGUCCAGAGCGUGAAUGCGCACAUGUUAUGGUAAGACUUGUAAAAUAAAUUAUAGUUGUGCAUUUGGUCACAUUUUGCUUUAAGUUCAAUAAUUUACUAUGUUAGAUAUGAUGUAAAUUUUAUACUAGUCAUUGAGUUUUUGGUCUAUAAAAAAUAUAAAAAUAUUUUACUACUACUACUCUGAAAACUAUAAUGGUCAUAAUCAUAAGUAAUGAUAUGAAAAGGCAUGUUUGUGGUACUGUACACUUGCUGCAGAAGAAAGUCCAUCAGCACAUUUUUGACUCAGAAGGGUCUGAACAUUUUUGGUACCUUAUUCCAACGCAAUAGGGUUGAAACUGUUAUGUCGUCGAUCAUACUGUUGUAGGCACUAGGAAUGUUUAAUUUAAGCCAGUCAAAUUUUGAAUCUUUGGAGGUCAAAUGGGAGGCAUAUUUACUCUAGGGCUAAAAAGAGCCAUGGCCUUGAGGCGGCGGCCUGUUAGGAUUUAGUUACCGGAUGAUUGUUCUCUUAAAUUGUGCUCUAAUUGCAUUUAUAGCGGUAUUUUUAUUCCUAUUGGGUCUAGCAAUUACAGACAUGACAUUGUUGUGAGGCUAUAUGUUUUCUCAUGUUUAAAAUUUGUACCUAUACUUAACCAAUAUAAUCCAAUGCAAUUAUAAUUAGAGAAAAUCUAUAUCAUACUUUGUUCAAGACCGAAAUACUGACUUCCAGUAGUAAAAUGUUAUUAGAACGUAUAUUUCUCUGGAUGUUUAAGACAGUAAAUGUUUAUAAUUAAUAAUUAAGACAAUUAAGAUUUCAUGAAAUCCAUAACUUUGCUUUGAUCCAAAAUUUUAUUAGGGAAGUGCCCCGUUACAAAGAUAUUGAAUGAAGAGUCUUCAAAUAAAACUUGUUCUAAUAAUGUUGAUCCGUGUUUAGACUGUUUAGGUAACAAUGUUUUGAAUUUAUGUAAACAUGAUUAUAUUAUAUAAAAUAAAAUAUGAUUAUA
Cydia splendana is the source of this 4444-nucleotide messenger RNA. RefSeq names its product leucine-rich repeat protein soc-2 homolog (gene Sur-8). The transcript has a single exon. Bases 285 to 1988 code for a protein of 567 amino acids. The record is from RefSeq and is a predicted model, not a curated record. Gene Ontology annotation, molecular function: protein binding. NCBI's taxonomy places the organism in Eukaryota, Metazoa, Arthropoda, Insecta, Lepidoptera, Tortricidae.